AAAAAUGAAUAACAAAUGUGGAUCUGGGCAACCACAAAGAAAAAGAACACAUAAUAUUAUAACUAGACAUCAAAGUGAAAGAUAUGCUGGACAACCAAAUGAACUACCUGUUAGUGACCUCCCAACAUAUAAACAGAUUAUUCAAUAUGCCUAUAAGGUCGAAAAUGAAAUAACUACAACUGAAAAAAUUGACUCUCCAGCCGUAGUUUUAAAAGUGAGUGAAGAAAUUUUAAAAAUUUGGAAAAACGUUAAUCCAAAUCUUCCACUAAUGAAAGAGAAACCUCUAAGAAAUAAGGUACAAAGAACAUUUCAAAAAGUAAUUGCAGCUGAACGAUCUAAAGCUUCAAAACAUAAAAAUAGUGUUUGUUGGUCGGAAAAUAACCUUUUAAAGUUAUUUGAUAUAUCAGCAUGCAGAUGUGAACUUCCUCUUUUAAAUUGUGAUGACAAGUUUGAAGUUAUACAUUUUUAAAAAACAACAAUAUUAAACAAUUUUGUUUAAACAAAUUUGUGACUAAACUGCCAUAUAUUUUACUGUAUAUAUUACUGUAUAUUACCCUUUAGAAAUGUUUGAUGCAAAGGUUGCUCUAACAAGCACUAUGUAUGUCUCUGUGAAAAAAGUAAACAGGUUCCAGUUCUAGAACGAGAGUAUUUAAAGGACCAGAAAGUUAAGCAAGGGCCCUUUGGAACCUGGCAGAUAGGCCGAAUUGAUAAGAAAGAAACAGCCAUGACUGCAAGAAAAAGAAAUAAGGAGAAAAUUAAUAUGAAAAGUGACACAACACUUCAUUCAGAUAAUGAUUAUAUUAGUGAAACUGAUAUGGAAAUAGAUAACGAUGAUGAUUAUAAAAAGCAGAAUUGUGAGUUUUUUGCAAAACCACUGUGUGAAAAAAAAUUACACAGAUUUAACUAACAUUGCCAAAGCUGCCAUUAGGUUCCAAGUUAGUGAUGUUGCAACAUCUGCCAUAGCAACUGCUACCUUGAUAGACUAUCAAAUUAUAACUCAGAAUGACAGAUCACAAAUUAUCACUGAAAAAAAGAUAUUUGGCUCUAAAAAGUGUGUUUCAACCAUGUUUAGUGAAAAACACUGUUCAGAAGUUUUCCAUUUGAAAGUCAUUAGAGUAGAUAGUAAAAAAGACAAAAAUACAUUAGCACAUAUAUUAGGAUAUGAUCAUAAUGCUGAACCUAUUGUUAAUAGAACAGUAAAGAAUGAACAUCACUUAACUUUUACUGCAGAAAGUGGACUUUUUUCUAAGAAAUAUUUAACUCAUAUUGAAAUAAAAAAUGGAACAGGAAUUACAAUGGCAACCGAAACACUAAAAAUACUUAAAAAAUACAACAGCAUUAGUAGUUUAAAAGCCAUUGUUCUUGAUAAUACUUCUGCUAAUACCGGUGCAGAUAAUGGCUUAGUUGUGACAUUAGAAAAGCUUUUAAAUCGAGGAAUCCAUUUAAUAGGAUGUGUACUUCAUCAAAACGAGUUACCACUUCGCCAUGUCAUAGCUGAAGUAGAUGGUAAAAGUAACGAUCCAAAGAAAUAUAAUGGCCCUAUUAGUCAAAAAGCUUCUGCAGAUAAUUUGCAUGAUUUACCAAUAGUUGAUUUUAUUCCAAUUCAAUCAGAGAUUGAUUCAUAUGUAAACUCUAAUAUUUUAUCUGAUCUUAGCACAGAUCAACGUAAACUUUACGAAUACUGUAUUGGAAUAUCUAGAGGUUUUAUAUCCCCAAAAUAUUCAAUGAAAAAACCAGGACCUGUUUACCAUGCCAGAUGGCUAACUCUAGCUUUAAGGAUAAUGAUGGUUUAUGCGAGAGUGAAGAAUCCUACAGAUGAGUUGUGCAUAAUUACAAAGUAUAUUGUCCAAGUAUAUUGCCCCAUGUGA
This is a messenger RNA of Hydra vulgaris (swiftwater hydra), 1868 nucleotides long. RefSeq lists its product as uncharacterized. The record is from RefSeq and is a predicted model, not a curated record. NCBI's taxonomy places the organism in Eukaryota, Metazoa, Cnidaria, Hydrozoa, Anthoathecata, Hydridae.